Molecule: messenger RNA, 301 nt
Organism: Phalaenopsis equestris
Lineage: Eukaryota; Viridiplantae; Streptophyta; Magnoliopsida; Asparagales; Orchidaceae
Product: salutaridine reductase-like
Exons: 1
Cellular component (GO): membrane
Source: RefSeq, a predicted model, not a curated record
GACGAACAGAACGCCGGCCUGUGCGCGGUGGUGACUGGCGCGAACAAAGGCAUCGGCCUUGCCAUCGUCCGACAGCUCGCUGAUUGCGGCGUUGCCGUCGUCCUAACAGCUCGCGACGAAGCCCGCGGCACCGCCGCCGUGCGUUCUCUCCAGUCCGCUGGCCUCACAAACGUCCUUUACCACCAACUCGACAUCCGCGAUCCCCUCAGCGCCGCAACUCUCGCCCGAUUCCUACAAGAUCGCUUCGGCAAGCUCGACAUUCUAGUCGGUACCAAACCCCCUUUACGCAUCAAACCUAACC